Phoenix dactylifera (date palm) is the source of this 2524-nucleotide messenger RNA. RefSeq lists its product as uncharacterized. The record is from RefSeq and is a predicted model, not a curated record. Gene Ontology annotation, biological process: cortical microtubule organization. NCBI's taxonomy places the organism in Eukaryota, Viridiplantae, Streptophyta, Magnoliopsida, Arecales, Arecaceae. Gene Ontology annotation, cellular component: cortical microtubule.
UCUAAAGCUCAGCUCAUCAACAUCGGACACAGGGGGUUCGCGGCUCCUCUAACUCGGACAACCAAAAACUGUCCCCCCUUUCUCUCCUCCCACUCCCACCCAUAUUUCUCUCGCUUCCUUCGCUCGACACCACCGCGGGGAGCCAAAAAAAUGGGGCGUGCUCUUUACACACACUCUCUCCCCACGGUCUUCCCUUUCCCGAUCUUUCCUAAUGCCCUUUCUCCGGCCAUCUCCGGAUAGAUAGGUGGAUCGAUCGAUCGAUCGGUCGGUCAGCCCCCUAUCCUGUGGCUGCUGAUAUCAGAACCGCCGGCUGGAAAGGAAACGACGACUGCCUUUCCACUCCCAUCUCUCUCUCUCUCUCUUGCUUUCUCGCCUCUUCUUCCGGGUCUCCUUCCAGCUUCGAUCUGAGCGGGAACGCCCAAUGUUGCUUCCUCUCCGCCCUUGUCCGCUCUGAUUCCACUCAUCGCGGUAGCGUACCGCUGGUUAGCUCGAGAUCUGAUCAUCUGCUUCUUUCGGCGGAGCCCCGGGAAUCGAUUCGAGCAGAGAAGAAGGGAAGGCCCUUGCUUUAAGGGUGGUUCAGGUAGGUAAGAGAUGCAUCGAAGCUUUAGGGCUCCGGAGGCCCCUCGAACUCAAGCGGCGACCACGACGCGGGGGAGGACCCUGGCCGCCGUCAUGAAGGACAAGGACGACGACCUCGCCCUCUUCCUCGAGAUGCGCAAGCGCGAGAAGGAGCGGAACGACCUCCUCCUCCUCUACAACUCCGACGAACUCGAUCCCCCAUUAGGGUCUAAACCUGGGAGCGCUCCCAUCUUCAAGAUCGUGCCAUCCGCGCCUGCACGCAAAGCUGGUGUCGAUGACUUCCUCAACUCCGACGGCGACAAGAACGACUACGACUGGCUUCUUACACCGCCCGGUACUCCACUUUUUCCAUCUUUGGAUAAGGAGUCUAAUAGAUCUCCAGGAGGCAAUAUUGGGACUCCAAAAGCUCGUCCGACAGUAAUGAAAUCUAGGUUAGCUAAUCCCUCAGACACUGCUUCAAGAAGUACCUUGUCCUCAAGACAAGCAACAUUAUCCAGUGGCUUGAAUUCAUCUGCUGUGGGAACAAGGAGGCCAUCAUCAUCUGGAGGUCCUACUCAUACUUCAUCAAGACCUGCAACUCCCACUGGGCGCCCUACAUUAACUGCCACUUCUAAAUCUUCCAGACCUUCCACCCCAACUUCCCGGGCCACAUUAUCUUCGAAGCCGGUGGUUCCUCCACCAAGAUCGUCGACACCCACUAGAUCUUCUACACCCACAUCCAAGUCUUCUUCGCUUGUCCCCAGCAGGCCCGCAUCGAGGUCAGCUACACCAACAAGACGGCCUUCUACGCCAUCUAGUCUGCCAGCCAGUUCUGCUCCAGCAGGUCGAUCUUCUUCUGUCACAAAGUCAGGCCCCGCGAUAUCAAAAAGUUCGGCACCAUCCCGUGGCAGCUCUCCAACUGUAAAAUCCAGACCAUGGAAACCUUCAGACAUGCCUGGCUUCUCCCUUGACGCACCUCCAAAUUUGAGGACAUCAUUGCCUGAUAGGCCCUCUUCAGCUUCUCGGGGUAGACCUGGAGCACCCAGCUCAAGAUCAUCAUCUUCAGUCGAGGGUGGACCUAGUGUUAGACCAAGACAGCAGUCUUGCUCUCCAUUCAGAGGGAGGGCUCCAGAUGGUAAUGCCCAUAAAGGUAGUUCCGUUCCAGCAGUUAGCAGAUCGCACUUAAAUGGCGGCGACAGCUUAAACCCUGUUCUAAUUGGAAAUAAGAUGGUUGAACGGGUAGUAAACAUGAGAAGACUUGUGCCCCCAAAGCAAGACGACCAACGAUCAACUCAUAAUAACCUCCCUGGGAAGCCAUCACUGCAACCGGAUAGCACUGGCUUUGGAAGAACACUGUCAAAAAAAUCACUAGAUAUGGCUCUGAGGCAUAUGGAUAUAAGGCGGAGCAUCCCAAACAGUUUACGGCCGCUGAUGACCAAGGUUCCAGCAUCCUCCAUGUAUAGCGUGAGGUCUGGGCCCUCAAGAAGCAAAUCAGUUAGUAUUUCCGACUCUCCUCUUGCCACGAGCAGCAAUGCUAGUUCCGAGCAAAGUGUGGAUAACCAUAUGAUAUGUUUGAACGGUGGUGAGCUUGAAGAUGAUCUCCGCAGCGAGAAAGGGGGCAGAUCCUCCUCUGCUGGUGCUGGGGCACUGCUCGCCAGAUGAACAAAUAGAAGAAGUACGCCUCUUGCUGUUGGCUAGUAUUUGCAAUCUAGGAAGUUAAACGCCCUUUACUUUUCCAUUUCUCCUACGGAUUGGCAGCAGAAGCAGCUAAGGAAGGCCACUUUUUUUUUUUUCCGGAUGACCUGAUUGAAUUCCUAUCUGUGUUGUAUCAAAUUGGCUGUCUGCCAUCAUGUUGUUGGCCUUUUUCCCAAUGAUACCAAGGCCUUAUUUAUGCAUGUGGAGAACUGUUCGAUGGUUUAAGGUUUUUUUCUUCCUCCUGCUUUGCCUAUACAACAUGAUAUUUUAA